AUGAGAUGCUCCUUGCAGCCCAGGUUCUGGCAGAAUUGUGCUGCCCGGGGCCUUUGCGACAAGCGAUACGAGUUCAGGGACCUCCGCAUCCACGAGAGCCCGGAAGGCUGCGAGACUGCCAAGACCACCACCUCGGUCAUUACAGACAACAACACCAGCAACAGCAAGAGCAACGGCUCCCCGAAGGGCAACUUCAAGCCCUUGGGCCACCCGGACUUUCUGGACUCCUGGAAUGGGGAGGUUGAUGUUUUCACGGAGCCGCCAGAUCAGAAGACUUUCUGGAAGAAGUAUCACAAGCAGCGAAGGCCCUUCAUCGUGAAAGGAGCAGGCCGCCUUUCUCCAGCCAUGAACUGGACAGAUCAGUACAUCAUGGACCACUUUGGCAGCGAGGUCGCCAAGGUGGAGUGGCGGAACGAAGACCGCCUCACGGACUACUGCGGCCAAGACAUCAAGGGCGAGACAAUUCACUGCCCUAAGGACACCAUCCCCUACGUCGAGUCGCGCACCAGCAUCCGAAACUUCAUUCGCAAGAGUCGCGAAGACCCGAGCUGGGCCAAGUAUAUCAUCUCACAGAUGCCAGAUGACAUGGGCAAGGAGUGGAAAGUCCCGAGCUUCAUGAACUGCGGCAAGCGGCCCCCAGGUGGACAUGUCAAGGGCAAGCCGUGGAUGACGCAACUGUAUGAGAACAACUUCUGGUAUUUGCGCGUGCCGCCCGAGAUGAUGGGAACAUCCACCAUUCACUACGACAUGAACCACCAGAUUAUGUGUGUCUUUGCAGGAAAGAAAGAGUGGAUCAUGUGGGACCUGCAGACCGAAGCAUCGAAGAUUCCGAU
Molecule: messenger RNA, 833 nt
Organism: Symbiodinium necroappetens
Lineage: Eukaryota; Dinophyceae; Suessiales; Symbiodiniaceae
Source: the annotation of a GenBank genome assembly